CAGAGAUAUUUUAUAUGUUGCAAAUAUUAGGAAUAUUAAUAACUGAUGCGGUCAUAGGUAACAUUUCAAACAUCUGUUUCUAGAUGCACAUCAUUCCACAAGUUAUUCCCAGGCAUUAUUAUGACGUGUAUAUAUAUAUAUAGGAAGACGACUCACCGGCCUCCCCCAUACAGCUAGAGAAUGUGAUAAACCCACUUCAUUAGUUAUUUUCCCCAACGUGUACAUGGCCUGCUGCAGAAACGUUUUAAUAUAGUUAACUUUUGGAAGAUUUCACGAUGCUUUGGCGGUGCGUUAUCUGCUGCGUUUUUAUAACUUUUUCACUGAAAUUAUUAUUGAGCCAUAUUAAUCGACUGCACAGUCGCAGCUCUGACUUCAGGUUGCUCUGUGGCAUUGAUGGAUGCACUGAGGAAUAUAGAGUGUACAACUCAUUCUACCAUCAUGUAAAGAGAAGACACUUUCAACAUCUUCUUGAAGACACCAGACCUGGCGACGCCACACGUGGAUAUGAAAACCGACAGGAGGAAACCCAAGGACCGCAGCAAAAAGACAACAUUCAACCCGAUCAGCUUCCAGCCGACUCCAGCAGCGAGGAUCAGAACCUUCACACACCUGACUCAGUUGAAGAGCAAAUGGGCAUCGACCAAGAUGGAGCUGUCACAGUGCACCAAGAUCUGACAACACAUGCCACUGCCUUUGUUAUCAAUGCCCGAUCCAAGCAUCGUCUGUCACAGAAAGGCAUGAAUGACAUUGUUGCUGGGGUACAGCAGUAUCAAUCAUCACUAUUGGACAACCUCAGGACGCAGAUGAAGGAAGUUCUAAAGAAGAAUUCAGGAAGUACAACCAAUCAACUUGGAAAAGAUGCAAUGGAUAUAUUUGACAGUUUCAUUGACCCCUUUGCUAACGUUUCAACAACAUUUCGCCAGAACAGUGUUAUUAGGAAGCAGUUUUGUUGUGUGGAUGCAGAGGAAAUUCCAAUUGCUCGAACCAUAUGCAGGAAGAAACGUGGAGGAUCAACAGAUUUUGUCAUCAAAGACAGAUUAUUUUAUUAUGUACCAUUAGUCAAAAGUGUAGAGCAGUUCCUAUUACGUCCGAGGAUUUUGACUAUGAUUGAAGAGGUACCCCAGAGGUGCAGUGAAGGUUUUUUUCAUGACCUUGUUGAUGGUUCUCUUUUAAAAUCUCAUCCCUUAUUUUCAGAGAAACCAAAUGCACUGCAGAUUAUUCUGUAUACAGACGAAAUAGAGAUCUGUAAUCCACUAGGAUCCUUUUCAUCAAAGAACAAGUUGUUAAUGGUGUACUACACCCUAGGAAAUAUAAAUCCAAAAUACAGGUCUAAGCUGGCUGCUAUUAGGCUACUUGCGAUGGCUAAAUCAGCAGACCUCCGUCAAUCUGGUGUAGAUGUAAUAUUGAAUAGAAUAAAGGAAGACAUGGAUGCAUUGUACAGUGGUGUUAAAAUUCAAACUAUUAACGGGGAGAAAACAAUACAUGGUGCUAUGGUUUCUCUCUGGCGACACCCUGGCACAGCAUGAACUCGCAGGGUUUAAAGAAGGAGUGGG
Gymnodraco acuticeps is the source of this 1553-nucleotide messenger RNA. RefSeq lists its product as uncharacterized. The transcript is spliced from 5 exons. The coding region runs from base 276 to 1526 and encodes 416 amino acids. Lineage: Eukaryota; Metazoa; Chordata; Actinopteri; Perciformes; Bathydraconidae. The record is from RefSeq and is a predicted model, not a curated record.